This is a messenger RNA of Anopheles coustani, 2097 nucleotides long. RefSeq names its product solute carrier family 2, facilitated glucose transporter member 3-like. Gene Ontology annotation, molecular function: hexose transmembrane transporter activity. The transcript has 7 exons. The record is from RefSeq and is a predicted model, not a curated record. The coding region runs from base 235 to 1815 and encodes 526 amino acids. Gene Ontology annotation, biological process: monosaccharide transmembrane transport. NCBI's taxonomy places the organism in Eukaryota, Metazoa, Arthropoda, Insecta, Diptera, Culicidae. Gene Ontology annotation, cellular component: membrane.
AGACAGCAUAAGCAGAUCACAUGAGUAAUGAGCUCGUCGGGAACAGGCCGCUGUGACUGGUGGUGCUUGCCGCGAAACGUCUUGCUAAAUGCCGAAGGUUGUGCGAAUAGUUUAUGCUAGUAGUGAAAGUACUUCUUUGGAGCAGUGUUGUGCUAUUUGAUCGACGCGCUAAGCAGGUGGUGCAAGUACGGUGUAAAUAAUUGUUUGCUGAAGAUUUCCUAGUACCUCAGUAGCAUGGAUCCUGGUGAACAUGAGGAGGGCCGUGUCCUGUACAGCCCCGAAAAGGGUUCGAAAAUCGUGCAGAAUGUAAACGCCAUAAACGUUCGCAAGGACAGCCGAUGGACGUUUUGGUUGAUCACAGCCGGUAUUGCAACCACCUUCGGCGCCGCCGUUCCGACCGGGUACAAUAUAGGCGUUAUCAAUGCGCCGGCUAACUUUAUCAAAAGCUGGUGCAAUGAGACGAUAUACGAAACGUACGGAACCGUCUUCACCGAGGGAAACCUUGAGACGUUCUGGUCCGCCGUGGUAUCCAUUUUUCUGAUCGGUGGCGUGAUAGGUUCAUUGGGUGGAGCGUGGGUGGCGGACAGGUUGGGAAGGAAACGUUCAUUUCUCCUGUGUGGAUUCCUCCUGGUGUUGGGCGGACUGUGCUUCCAGUUCUGCAAAGCCAUCGGUUCCGUCGAGCUGCUCAUGAUUGGACGCAUAGUGGUUGGUCUGGCGGCCGGCUUAACGACGAGCACGGUUCCAAUGUACCUCACCGAACUGGCCCCGCUGGGACUGCGCGGUGCGCUCGGUGUGUUCUGCUCCAUGGGCGUCACAGGGGGCGUCGUGGUCGGGCAGGUGAUGAGCCUUGAGGAAGUGUUCGGUACCGAUGACCACUGGCAGUUUGCGCUUAGCUUCUACGUCAUUCUGGUGGUGAUGUUCUUCGUGCCGUACCACUGGUUACCGGAAAGCCCGAAGUAUCUCUUCGUCAUCCGGCGGCGGCAUGAUGAGGCCGUGAAUGAACUGAAGCGUGUGGCGGGCCGGAAGGUACGCGACGAGUACGUCCGGCAGCAGAUCGAUGCAAUGCGGAGGGAGUGCACACCGGAGAACGAAGAGGAAAGCGUAGGAGACGGCGAAAGGCGAGAAGAGAAGGCAAAAGAGCGAUCAAUCAUUUCGGUUCUGAAGGACCGCACACUGCUGCUUCCUCUUGUGCUCGUGUGCGCUCUACAAGGUGGCCAACAAUUGUCCGGUAUCAAUGCUGUAUUUUUCUACUCCGUCUCAAUUUUCGAAUCCGUUGGGCUCAGCUCAACGGAUGCAAAGUUUGCGAACCUGGGUGCCGGUUGCCUCAACCUCUUCGUUGCCUUCUUCAGCCCCGUCCUGAUGGCGAAGUUCACGCGUCGUUUCCUGGCACUGCUCUCCUGCUCAAUGUGUGCAAUAUUUCUGUUCUGUUUAACUUUCAUCGUAUAUUUUAUUGACGACGUAGAAUGGUUCUCCUACGCCAGCAUUGUCGCUAUUUUACUCUACAUACUCUUUUACCAGAUUGGGCUUGGGCCGAUUCCAUACUUCAUUGGUUCUGAACUAUUCGAAGUUGGACCACGACCGGCGGCAAUGGCCCUGGGCAGCUUAGCUUCGUGGGGAUGCAAUUUUAUUGUGGCGAUGCUUUUUACCACGCUCCAGAGUGCCUGGGGUGCGUUCGUGUUUCUCCCGUUUACCGUCACGUGCGUCGCGCUUACAUUACUACUGAGAACCUACCUGCCCGAAACCCGGGGCAAAAACAUCUCUCAAAUCGUACCUCUCGUCGCUAAAGGAUUUAGCUCGAAACCGCUUGUGCCUUAGCAGUAGUGGCAAACCGCAACAGCAGCAACAGCAAUGACAAACAAGCAACGAAGGCUACUCGGGAAAAUCUUGUGAUUCAUUUGAAAUUGCUCAAAAUGUCUUGUUAGUGAGGGAGAAAAAUGCUAGAGAAGAAGAAAAAAACCAGAAACACAAAACAAAGUGGCUUAAACGUAAACUUAAUUUUAGCCUAUGUUAAAAGUACUUAGAUUUAAGGUGAAUUGUAUUUUCAAUAAGGAAGAUAUGCAACCGGAUUGUGCGCAAAUUAAAAACGAAUAAAUUGCA